Molecule: messenger RNA, 447 nt
Organism: Aureobasidium musti
Lineage: Eukaryota; Fungi; Ascomycota; Dothideomycetes; Dothideales; Saccotheciaceae
Source: the annotation of a GenBank genome assembly
AUGACAUACGCCGGAUAUGUCGCACCGCCUGUUGGGGUCAUAGAGGAACACACGCGUAGCGCCAGCAGCCAGGCAUCCAAAGACAAGACUGGUAUCUGGGAAGUGUCUGACAUAAAUCUCUUCAAGCCGGAGCGCUGGCUAAGGCCGACUAACGAGAAAGGCGAAGUCGAGUUCCAGAAGAACGCUGGCCCAAACUUGCAAUUUGGCGCAGGGAUUCGCGGUUGCUUUGGUAUGUUGGACUGCUUCACAAAGAAGAAGAAGAAAGCUUCUGACCAUCUCACAGGACGCCGACUAGCAUACAUCGAACUUCGUAUGCUUAUUGUCUUCAUCAUCUGGAACUUCGAACUCCUCCCAGUACCAGACAAGCUCAGUACUUACCUUGCGGCUGACAAAAUCACCCAUCAGCCUCAGAAGUGUUAUCUUCGCUUGAGAAAGGCUGGCUGGUGA